AUGAGUUGGUCCCCUACCCAUCGCGGAACCACCAAAACAAGGCGCUACGAUAUGAAAAGAGAACGCGAUGUCCGGCUUCAUUAUGGAGCCGCCCUUUGCAAUAUACCACACGUCGACGAUUUGGCCACCCAUGUCGCCCGUCCAUCUCGGGACUCGACUCUCACGGCUUUGUGUCAACUUACCGCUAUCCGCAUGGGCGCACAGCGGGCCAUGGUCUCCCUUCUCGACGACCAGAGGCAGCACAUCCUGGCAGAGGCUACUUGCCAUCUCUCCCUUCGCCCAGAAGCGCCGGGAGACGCCCAAAAUGUGCUGUGGCUUGGAAACGCGAGCAUUCCGCGUAGCUUGGGAUUAUGCGAGAACGUGCUGCACAUCAAUCUUGAGAACAACGUCUUGGUCAUUGACGAUCUUGAGGCAGAUGACAGACCUUGCUUUGGGCGCCACGUUCAAAAUCACACAGAUAUGCGGUUUUAUGCGAGCAUUGCACUCAUGUCUCCAGAAGGCGCCGUGGUUGGCACGUUGAGCAUCUUCGACGACAAGCCGCACAAUGGCCUUAGCAGUGAGCAGCUUACUCUUUUCAAAGACUUGGCAUCUACUACCAUCGACUACCUCAACACAUACACCAUUAGAGAUCAAUACAGUCGAGGGGAAAGAUUUACACGCGGUCUGGUCUCUUUUGCCGAGGGUGUCACUGCCUUGUUGCCUUUCAAGCAGAAUGAACAGCACGAUCCAUCAACAACACCCGACAUGUCUUUCAAUUCAUCCCCAACCACUGAAAAAGAUCUCGACCCUCUAUACAAGAGAGGUACAAAGGAAGUGGACGACCUGGCGCCUGACAGUUCGUCUUAUGCGACGCCUGGAGCAACCACGCCAAGGUCCACACGUCAUCGGGCAAUAAGAACUCUUCAGGACUCCAUUCUGCCGGCCGACUCCAAGUCAAUGUUCUCUCGUGCUGCCAAUGUCAUGAUGGCUUCGAGUAGUUUAGACGGCGUGCUCAUACUCGAUGCAAGUGUUGCGGCGAAUGGAGGCCAACGCCGCGCCCAUACCACACCUAGAACCAUGAACGGGACCGAUUCCCCAUCAGAAUCCUACCAGUCAAGAUCUUCCAGUGAGGGCGAUAGUUCAAAUAGCACAGAAGACAACUCACGCAGCACGUCCUCUUCAAGCUCCAAAACAUGUCAGUUGCUUGGAGUGGCAACUCCAGACGGCAAGGAAAACGCCGAAUAUGGGACAUUGUUGGAGUCCAACCUUGCCCGUAUGCUCCGUGAAUAUCCUCAUGGUAAGAUCUUUACCUUCACGGCCAACGGCAUGGCUCUAUCAUCUACCGACGAUGCUUCUUCCAGUCCUCACGUUACUGAGCAGCUACCACCGCGAACGUUGCAUUCCAAGCGCCUGACGAGAAACUGGUCAAAGAGAUGCUCAGAAAUCAUCCAAGAAAUGUUUCCUGAAGCUUGUAGCGUGGCUUUCAUACCCUUCUGGGAUUUUGAGAGGUCUAGGUGGUUUGCGGGCUGUUUCUGUUGGAGUAACGACCGAUAUCGUUUACUUUCCCCUUCUGUUGAUUUGAUUUAUUUCAAGAUCUUCAGCAAUUCAAUCAUGAGAGAGUUGUCAAGGUUAGAUGCUGUGACCUUGAGCCAGGCCAAGUCGACCUUUGUAGCCUCCAUCUCACAUGAAUUACGUUCGCCUCUGCAUGGAAUACUAGGCACAUUGGAGUUCGUCAAGGAUACGCCUUUGGAUUCAUUUCAGGCCAGCAUGCUGACCUCUCUUCACGGUUGCGGAAUUACCUUGCUCGAUACGAUCAACCACGUCAUGGACUAUGCCAAAAUCAGUGAAUCCAAGAACAGAAUUUCUUCGAAAAGAAUAAAGAGCGAGAACACAGUAAGGCUAUCUUCCAAACCCCUCAGGGGCAGUAGGAGGAAAGACCCCGCAUUCGAUAUGGGCAUCGCAACAGAGGAAGUCGUCGAGGCUGUAUUCUCGGGAUCCUCAUACAUCCCCGUUACUGCCAAACGCAUCGAGGAGGCUUCGUCUUCUACAAAUAAUGAGCUGGUUCACUACCCCAGGCGGAGAGCACGCUUUGUCAUACUCGAAGUGGCACAGGAAGAGGAUUGGGUCUUCUCUUUCCCGAUUGGCUCAUGGAGAAGAAUAGUCAUGAAUCUUUUUGGUAAUGCCGUGAAAUACACAGAGUCAGGCUACAUCCAUGUUUCCCUGCGUUCUAACAAACCCACGGAAAAUACCAAUGCGCCGUCAGCGGUCACUUUGACUAUCACGGACACUGGCUUAGGCAUGAGCCCCAAUUUCCUUGCCAACCGGUUGUUCGAACCCUUCUCUCAAGAAAAUCCAUACGCACCUGGUAUCGGUCUCGGGUUGAGUAUAGUUCGACAGAUUAUCGACAUGAGCGGAGGCAAAAUUGAAGUUAGCAGCCAGCCUUCAGUUGGAAGCAAGGUGACCGUCAAGCUCGCACUGACCAAGCCGGAAUUUUCUGACUCGGUGACGGCCGAGCGCAAACAGUUUGGAUCCUUUCUCCCACGACUAAAGGGCCGGAAGAUAUGCAUACUUUGCAAGAAAAUAGUACAUCCCGGGUCUGUAGAUUAUGGUGAUAUCUCAAAGACGGGUGAUGGGUAUUUGCGCUUCACCAAUGCUCUCGCAUAUACCCUUGAGAAGCACUUGAAGAUGGACGUAGUGAGACCUACCGACUGGGAACACCAUGACGCAGACAUGGUCAUCUGUCCUGAACUUUCCUUCGACUACCUUGAUGCCAUUCGCCGCCGCCGAACUCGCGGCGAACGAGCUCCUGUUAUCAUAUUCAUUGGCAUGGAUGCGCUUGAAGCAGCGACUCUCCGUUCAGACGUCCGUGUGACGAACAAAGAAUCUGUGGUCGAGAUAAUGACACAGCCAUGCGGACCUCACAAACUAGCCCUUGUUCUCAAUCGGUGCUUGGAUCGAUAUGAUCACCCUGAUGAGAACGUGCAGCCUGAAGGGAUGCUUAGUCCACUUUCCCGAGCUGCAUCUCCCGGAGCUCCAGGGCCGAUCAGUCUCACUCCUCCGCCCAGUUCUUUGCAACCCGACACUACCUAUUUGACGGUUAGGCCUGCAGAGCAUCCAGCUAUAUCUCCAGUCGCAUCACCCACACCACAACCCAUAACCACACCACAUCAGGAAAAGGGCUUGGAUGUGUCUCAUAUGCUAAUCGUGGAUGAUAAUGUAUUGAACCGAAGGCUACUCGUUGCAUUCAUGAAGAAAAACAAUUUGCAAUUCCAGGAAGCAUCAAACGGACUCGAGGCACUACACAAGUACCAGGCAGGCUCACACAAUGUCAUGGCGAUACUAAUGGACAUGUCCAUGCCAGUCAUGGACGGCAUGACAGCUACCCGCGCGAUUCGCGAGUAUGAACGGGACAACAAUCUCCCACGUAGCUGCAUCAUUGCGCUGACCGGCCUCGCAUCGUCAAGUGCCAGACUCGAGGCAUGGAGUUCGGGCAUCGAUCACUACAUGACUAAGCCUGUCAACUACAAAGAGCUCAAAGAGCUUCUGGAGAGAGAGCAAGCCCCAAACCAGGAGAGUCAGAAAGAUGCAGGAACAUCUGAGGAAAUUUCUGAGGUCACGACUAGACCCUGA
Exserohilum turcica Et28A is the source of this 3609-nucleotide messenger RNA. RefSeq lists its product as uncharacterized. NCBI's taxonomy places the organism in Eukaryota, Fungi, Ascomycota, Dothideomycetes, Pleosporales, Pleosporaceae. Gene Ontology annotation, biological process: phosphorelay signal transduction system; phosphorylation. Bases 1 to 3609 code for a protein of 1202 amino acids. Gene Ontology annotation, molecular function: protein binding; phosphorelay sensor kinase activity. The transcript is spliced from 7 exons. The record is from RefSeq and is a predicted model, not a curated record.